AUGAUGGGUAAUACCAUGCGAGGCGUCAUCACCUUCAUUCCUUCUGAACGUAUUCAGCGCUUCUUAAUGGGAGAUCUGAAGGAGAUGCCCCUUGAUCGGACCCUGGACCUGAGUGGCCGGCAUCUGCGUCGUCUGCCUGCUGCCGCCUGUGUCUUUGAUGAGCUGGUGAAACUUUACCUGAGUGACAACAACCUCAGCAGCCUCCCUGCUGAGCUGCAGGGGUUGAAGAAGCUGCAGCUCCUGGCCCUCGACUUUAACUGCUUUGAGGAGCUACCUGCAGCUGUUUGCAAACUACCACAGCUCAGCAUCCUUUAUCUGGGUAACAAUAGGCUUUACCACCUCCCGAGAGAACUUAGGGACCUUAAAGAACUCAACACUUUGUGGCUGGAGACUAACUGCUUCACUGUUUUUCCGAAGGUGGUGUGUGAACUUUCCAAUCUGAAGACCUUGCACCUUGGUUAUAACCAGAUACGGAGUUUACCAAAAGAACUGAGUGGAUUGGAAGAGCUAAGAAGUAUCUGGCUUGCAGGAAAUCAGUUGACAGAGUUCCCACCAGUUUUGCUGGAAAUGCACUAUCUAGCUGUUAUUGAUGUGGACCGCAAUAAAAUACGUCGCUUCCCAGGCUUAUUCCACAUGCAGGGGUUGAAACUCGUAAUCUAUGACCACAACCCCUGUGUUAAUGCUCCGGCAGUGGGCGAAGGGGUUAGAAGGGUUGGGCGCUGGGCAGACAGCCCUGACACUGACAAAGAAGAUGAAGGGUCAAAGACUGCAAGUGAAACUACAGUCGAGGUCACGGAGGUGCACAAUGACGAAGAGCAUAACAUUUAA
Messenger RNA from Sphaeramia orbicularis (orbiculate cardinalfish), 828 nucleotides. RefSeq names its product leucine rich repeat containing 10 (gene lrrc10). Lineage: Eukaryota; Metazoa; Chordata; Actinopteri; Kurtiformes; Apogonidae. Gene Ontology annotation, cellular component: cytoplasm. The record is from RefSeq and is a predicted model, not a curated record. Gene Ontology annotation, molecular function: protein binding. Bases 1 to 828 code for a protein of 275 amino acids. The transcript has a single exon.